AUGUUCUUUUCCAAAGUCCUUCUCCCAGCAGUCUUUGCGCUGGCUGCCUCGGCCCUCCCGCAAUUCUACCCCGGUGGCAGCAUGGCCUGGACUGCUCCAACUACCACCUCCAGCGCGAGCUUCAGCACCACCACUACUUCCACCAGCACCAGCACCAGUGCCAGCGCUAGCGCCAGCGCCAGUAUCACCAGCAGCAGCAGCAGCAGCGUCCAGAUUGUGAACAACCUCGACACUACUGUCUACCUAUGGUCCACCUCCGAUACCUCCAGCGCCGUGCAAACCAUCGCCUCCGGUGAGACCUACUCCGAGAUCUACCAGAUCAACUCCAACGGCGGCGGAAUCUCCAUCAAGAUGGCCACCACCGAGAGCGAGGCCAGCGUCCUCCAGUUCGAGUAUACCAAGGACAGCGACACACUCUACUGGGACCUGUCAGCAAUUGAUCUGGGCUCGGAUUCGGAAUUCAUCACAGCGGGAUUCUCGGCGACACCUAGUGACUCGAGUUGCUCAUCCGUGACUUGUGCGGCGGGGGACAGUGACUGCAGCGAGGUGUAUCAGGAGUCGGAUGAUGUUGCUACGCAGAGCUGCUCGGCUACUGCGGGAAUUACGGUCACAUUGGGCUGA
Molecule: messenger RNA, 621 nt
Organism: Aspergillus thermomutatus
Lineage: Eukaryota; Fungi; Ascomycota; Eurotiomycetes; Eurotiales; Aspergillaceae
Product: putative GPI anchored cell wall protein
Exons: 1
Coding region: 1-621 (206 amino acids)
Source: RefSeq, a predicted model, not a curated record